AUGUCCGGCGCGGCAGCCUCUGCGGGAGCCUCAAAAUUCCAAGCGUUUAUGAACCACCCUGCGGGCCCGAAGACGGUGUUCUUCUGGGCCCCGAUGAUGAAGUGGUGCUUGGUUAUGGCGGGUUUGAAGGAUUUGUCGCGCCCAGCUGACAAGCUGAGUAUGUCGCAAAACCUUGCCCUCGCCGCUACAGGUGUAAUCUGGGUACGCUACUCCUUCGUCAUCACGCCCGUCAACUACAGUUUGGCCGCGGUAAACCUCUUUGUUGGUGCCACCGGCAUCUCCCAAAUGGCCCGUAUCUGGCAGUGA
Epithele typhae is the source of this 306-nucleotide messenger RNA. Its product is annotated as UPF0041-domain-containing protein. Gene Ontology annotation, cellular component: mitochondrial inner membrane. Gene Ontology annotation, biological process: pyruvate import into mitochondria. Lineage: Eukaryota; Fungi; Basidiomycota; Agaricomycetes; Polyporales; Epitheliaceae. Gene Ontology annotation, molecular function: pyruvate transmembrane transporter activity. The transcript has 4 exons. Bases 1 to 306 code for a protein of 101 amino acids. The record is from RefSeq and is a predicted model, not a curated record.